Molecule: messenger RNA, 3610 nt
Organism: Acaromyces ingoldii
Lineage: Eukaryota; Fungi; Basidiomycota; Exobasidiomycetes; Exobasidiales; Cryptobasidiaceae
Product: leucyl-tRNA synthetase
Exons: 4
Coding region: 167-3496 (1109 amino acids)
Biological process (GO): leucyl-tRNA aminoacylation
Molecular function (GO): leucine-tRNA ligase activity; aminoacyl-tRNA deacylase activity; ATP binding
Source: RefSeq, a predicted model, not a curated record
CUCCUUUCUGACUCCUUUAGCAACAACGAGGCUUGUUCUCCGAAACGACUUCAGGGCCGCCACAGGAGAAAGACAACUUCUCACGACGACAUCGCUCUGGAGAACCGCCGUUGCUGGCGGCCGUAGGAUUUCACCGCUCAGGAGCCCGAUACGCACAUUUGCAACCAUGCCUCCGGCUAAGACCGAGGCCGCUCCUGCUGCCCCCAAUGGCGGCGGUCCCAUUCAGCUCGAGAAUACGUCCAAGCGAGACUUUCUCAAGUCGCUGGAGCAAAAAUACCAAAAGGAGUGGGCCGACGCAAAGGCCUUUGAGGUCGACAGCCCCAUGACAACGGAGCAGGGCCUCGAGGACCUGUCACCCGCCGAGAUUCGGAAAAAGUUUCCAAAGUGGCUGGGUACCUUUCCCUUUCCCUACAUGAAUGGCUCGCUCCACCUCGGCCACGCCUUUUCGCUCUCCAAGGUCGACUUCUUCGAUGGCUACCAGCGCAUGCUGGGCAAGCGCGCCGUCUUUCCCCUUGGCUUCCAUGCCACUGGCAUGCCCAUUCGAGCCUCGGCUGACAAGCUGAUCCGCGAGAUUGAGAUGUUCGGAAAGGACCUGUCGGGGUACAAGGACGAGGAGGAGGUGGAAGAUGCAAAGAUCGACACGGACGCUUCGACUUCGAGCCUCACGCAGAGCAAUGUGGCCAAGGCGACAAAGGGCAAGGUGGCGGCAAAGAACACCGGUCUCAAGUACCAGUUCCAGAUUCUCGAGAGCAUCGGCGUGCCCCGCGAGGAGAUUCACAAGUUCGCAGAGGGGCGCUACUGGCUCGAGUACUUCCCACCCAUUGCAAAGGACGACUGCAGGGCGAUGGGCGCAAGAAUCGACUGGAGGAGGACGUUUCUGACAACGGACAUCAACCCGUACUAUGACGCGUUUGUGCGCUGGCAGAUGAACAAGCUCAAGGCUCUCGACAAGAUCAAGUUUGGCGAGCGGUACACCAUCUACUCGCCAAAGGACGGCCAACCCUGCAUGGACCACGAUCGGUCCGAGGGAGAAGCUCUGGGCCCACAGGAGUACACUGCCCUCAAGAUGGAGGUAGUGCAGUGGGGUGCAGAGGCUGCACCUGAGGUCGAUGCCAAGACGCAGGGCAAGAAGGUCUUCUUCAUCGCCGCGACGCUCCGACCAGAGACGAUGUACGGCCAGACCAAUUGCUACGUGGGGCCAAAUAUCGAGUACGGCCUGUUUACAAUCAACGACAAAGACGUGUACCUGUGCACUGAGCGAGCCGCUCGCAACAUGGCCUUCCAGGGAACCACGCAGGAGCGAGGCAAGGUCGAAUGCCUUGCCAAGAUCAAGGGUAACAAGCUCAUCGGUACCAAGAUCAACGCACCCUUUGCCCACCACGGCCAGGUUUACAUCCUGCCCAUGGAGAGUGUUCUUCCGGGCAAGGGAACAGGCGUCGUCACUUCGGUGCCUUCGGACUCGCCAGACGACUACGCCAACCUGAUGGAGCUGCGCAAGAAGGCAGAGUACUACAAGAUUGACCCACAAUGGGCCGCUCUGGAAAUCAUCCCUGUCAUCAACACGCCCAAGUACGGCGACGUGACUGCAGAGACGCUCGUUAAGCAGCUCAAGAUCCAGUCACCAAAGGACGCCGUCAAGCUGGCCGAGGCAAAGGAGAUUGCGUACAAGGAGGGCUUCUAUAACGGCAAGAUGCUCGUCGGCUCUUUCAAGGGCAUGGAUGUCCAGGAGGCCAAGAACAAAGUGCGCGAUGAGAUGAUUGCAGCCGGACUGGCGUUCCCCUAUGCCGAGCCAGAGGGACGCAUCGUGAGCAGAAGUGCAGACGAGUGCGUCGUGGCUCUGUGUGAUCAGUGGUACAUGGACUACGGCGAGGAGUCUUGGAAGCAGCAGGCCAAGACGCUCGUUGCGCGGAUGAAUCUAUUCCAGGACGAGACGAGGAACAACUUCGACCAGGUUCUCGACUGGCUCCACCAGUGGGCCUGUGCAAGAAGCUACGGCCUUGGUUCCAAGCUACCCUGGGACCCGCAAUUCCUUGUCGAAUCGCUCAGUGACUCGACCAUCUACAUGUCCUACUACACCAUCGCCCACCAUCUCCAAGGCGGCCACGAGGACGGCUCGAUGAUCCCCGGUCCCAUUGGCAUUCGACCAGAGCAACUCACCGACGAGGUUUGGAACUUUAUCCUCAGCGACGGAAAGAUGCCGGAGAACACCGACAUCCCCAAGGAGAAGCUGACGUUCCUCCAGCGCGAGUUCCAGUACUUCUACCCCAUGGAUCUGCGCUCGAGCGGCAAGGACCUGAUCCCCAACCACCUGACGUUCUGCGUCUACAACCACGCCGCCCUCUUCCCCGAAGACCAGUGGCCUGUGGCUAUGCGUACGAACGGCCACCUUAUGCUGAAUGGCAAGAAGAUGUCCAAGAGCACAGGCAACGCCCUGACGAUGCGACAGGCCGUGGAAAAGUUCGGCGCCGACGCCUGCCGAAUCAGCCUGGCUGAUGCGGGUGAUGGCAUCGAAGACGCCAACUUCGAAGAGAAGAGCGCAAAUGCCAACAUUCUGCGUAUUCAUACGCUCCUCGAUUGGUGCAAGGAGCAGGUGGACAACAAGGACAACCUAAGAAAGGGGCCAAAAGACAGCUUCUGGGACCAGGCCUUCGAGAACGACAUGAACACGCUCAUCGAGUCGGUCAAGGGCUUCUACGACGAUGCGCUGUACAAGGAGGCCGUCAAGCACGGCUUCUACGAAUUCCAGACGGCGCGCGACUUUUACAGGGAGGCAACAGCCGACGUGGGCAUGCAUGUCGACCUUGUCCUCGUCUGGAUCCGAACUCAAGCCCUGCUCAUGAUGCCCAUCGCUCCGCACUUUUGCGAGCACAUAUGGCGAGGCAUCCUGGGCGAGACGACGUCGGUGCAGAAUGCGCGCUUCCCACAGGUCACCAAGCCCGUUGACAAACACAUGGCCGACGCCGCAAGCUACAUCCGUGGCCUCAUCAAGUCGAUCCGUGACGCCGAAAUUGCGAUUGUCAAACGCAAGGCAAAGGGAAAGACGGCGACCCUCAAGCCGUACGAUGAGAAGAAGCCCAAGGGUGUCAAGAUCUACGUGGCAAAGAGCUUCCCCGCGUGGCAGGAUGCGGCGGUGAAGGUGUGCAAGGACAACUUUGACGAAAAGGCAGGCAAGAUCGACGAGGUCAAGAUGAGGGAGGGCCUGACUUCGGAAGGCCUGAUUAAGGACAAGCGCGUCAUGCCCUUUGUCGUUUCCCUCAAAAAACGAAUCGAAGAGUUCGGCCCAGAGGUGGCGUUCAAUCGCCUGCUGCCGUUCGAUGAAACCGAAACAAUCCGAGCGGGAUCGGCCUACCUGAAGCGCACCAUGCGCCUCGACGAGCUCGUUCUUCUGUCUGCCGAAGAGGCCAUGACGAAGGAGGGUGCUCAGGACUCUGAGGACAAGAAGCUCGUCGAAAACGCCCAACCAGGUUCCCCUGCCUUUGUCUGCUAUAACCUCUGAUGUUUCUACUGUACCCUAGACGACAUACAAAGUGUUUUGCUGUUGCGGGACAUCACAUGAAAUUCCGAUGAGCUUCAUGCGCACUUCGACCUCGGUAGGCUCGGUCAUCUUCCC